This is a messenger RNA of Dromiciops gliroides (monito del monte), 9928 nucleotides long. It is a transcript of the gene MGAT5, whose product is annotated as alpha-1,6-mannosylglycoprotein 6-beta-N-acetylglucosaminyltransferase. The record is from RefSeq and is a predicted model, not a curated record. The transcript is spliced from 18 exons. NCBI's taxonomy places the organism in Eukaryota, Metazoa, Chordata, Mammalia, Microbiotheria, Microbiotheriidae. Gene Ontology annotation, molecular function: alpha-1,6-mannosylglycoprotein 6-beta-N-acetylglucosaminyltransferase activity. Gene Ontology annotation, biological process: protein N-linked glycosylation. The coding region runs from base 735 to 2966 and encodes 743 amino acids. Gene Ontology annotation, cellular component: Golgi apparatus.
GUUGGAGAGGUGGGGUAGGAAGGGGAGGGUUGAGGAAUUUGCAGAGGAACCCUCGCCCCGAGCCCUUGCAAACCUGACAGCGUAUCUCCCUUUCUGGAAAGUGUGUUCGCGCGUUGUGUGUACGGUCCCUGCCAAGUCUAGGAGUUUGCAGACUGUCCCUGACUCGGCCCGUUUCCACGACCCUGCAGCUUUAGCGGCGGCGGCUCGCGGGCUCUGGUUCCAUUCCCAGGUAGCUCGCGAGGCAGGCUCAGCGGUCCUUGCUGCUGCUGCUGCUGCUGCUGCUGCUGCUGCUGCUGCUGCUGCAGCCUGCGGGCGGUGUGACCUCCUGCCUGCCCAACCCCGCAUCCUUGCACACUGGCUCUUAUAAGGGACGACGGGUGAACAGCUCCUCCAGGGGCUGCUUGCUGCUGCUUCUGAGAAGGGAGGCAGCCCGAGAGGUGCUAAAAUGCAGUGAGUGAUCAGAGAGGUAGAGGAGGAGGAGUAAUUAACGCAGCUGGCCAAUCAACAAACAGAGCAUGUCUACAGCACCUGAAGGACUGAGAGUUUGUUGUAUAUUAAACAAGUCUUUGUUUAGUCACUACUAAGAGCUCAGGAUGGAACUGAAGGAAGGAAACCGGCUGACACAGGAGCCCGAGUGAGACUGACUGUCCUUUUUGAGGCCAACACCAUGGAUUUGCAUCUCCCUUUGGUGCUUUGAGAUCCAACCCAAGGAAAGAAGCAGCUCCUUAGGAGCCAUGGCUUUCUUUGCUCCAUGGAAGUUAUCCUCUCAGAAACUAGGGUUUUUCCUGGUGACUUUUGGCUUCAUUUGGGGUAUGAUGCUUCUGCAUUUUACCAUCCAGCAACGAACUCAACAUGAAAGCAGCUCAAUGCUUCGUGAGCAAAUAUUGGACCUCAGCAAAAGGUACAUCAAGGCUCUGGCAGAAGAAAAUAGGAAUGUGGUGGAUGGGCCCUAUGUUGGGGUGAUGACAGCCUAUGAUCUGAAGAAAACUCUUGCUGUCUUAUUGGACAAUAUUUUGCAACGUAUUGGCAAGUUGGAAUCGAAGGUGGACAAUCUUGUAAUCAAUGGCACCGGAGCAAAUUCAACAAAUACCACCACAACUGCUGUUCCCAGCAGCAUAGCAGCAUUUGAGAAAAUUAGUGUAGCAGAUAUCAUUAAUGGAGCUCAAGAAAAAUGUGAAUUGCCUCCUAUGGAUGGCUUCCCACACUGCGAAGGGAAAAUCAAGUGGAUGAAAGAUAUGUGGAGAACAGAUCCCUGCUACGCAAAUUAUGGUGUGGAUGGAUCCACGUGCUCUUUUUUUAUUUACCUCAGUGAGGUUGAAAAUUGGUGUCCUCAUUUACCUUGGAGAGCAAAAAAUCCCUAUGAAGAACCAGAUCAGAAUUCAAUGGCUGAAAUUCGUACGGAUUUUAAUAUACUCUAUGGAAUGAUGAAACGGCAUGAAGAAUUCCGAUGGAUGAUACUAAGGAUCCGACGAAUGGCUGAUGCAUGGAUUGAAGCGAUUAAGUCAUUGGCAGAAAAGCAGAACCUUGAAAAGAGAAAACGGAAAAAAAUUCUCGUUCACCUGGGACUCCUGACCAAGGAAUCUGGCUUCAAGAUUGCAGAGAAUGCGUUUAGUGGAGGCCCACUUGGUGAAUUAGUUCAGUGGAGUGAUUUAAUUACAUCUCUCUACUUACUGGGCCAUGACAUUAGGAUUUCAGCUUCACUGGCUGAGCUCAAGGAGAUAAUGAAGAGGGUUGUAGGUAAUAGAUCCGGCUGCCCAACUGUAGGCGAUAGGAUUGUGGAACUCAUUUAUAUUGAUAUCGUGGGACUUGCUCAAUUUAAGAAAACUCUUGGCCCUUCCUGGGUUCAUUACCAGUGCAUGCUCCGAGUACUGGAUUCAUUUGGUACUGAACCAGAAUUUAAUCAUGCUAAUUAUGCCCAGUCUAAAGGUCACAAGACCCCAUGGGGAAAAUGGAACCUUAAUCCUCAACAAUUUUAUACAAUGUUCCCCCACACACCAGACAACAGCUUUCUGGGAUUUGUGGUAGAACAGCACCUGAAUUCAAGUGAUAUCAAGCACAUUAAUGAAAUCAAAAGACAAAAUCAGUCCCUUGUGUAUGGCAAAGUUGAUAGCUUCUGGAAGAAUAAGAAGGAGUACUUGGACAUGAUUCACACAUACAUGGAAGUACAUGCAACUGUCUAUGGGUCUAGCACUAACCACAUGCCCAGCUAUGUGAAGAAUCAUGGAAUCCUCAGUGGACGAGAUUUACAGUUUCUUCUCAGAGAAACCAAGUUGUUUGUCGGACUGGGGUUCCCAUACGAGGGUCCAGCUCCCCUUGAGGCUAUCGCUAAUGGAUGUGCAUUCCUGAAUGUCAAAUUUAACCCACCAAAAAGCAGCAAAAACACGGACUUUUUUAUAGGCAAACCAACCCUGAGAGAGCUAACUUCUCAGCAUCCUUAUGCUGAAGUUUUCAUUGGGCGACCACAUGUCUGGACCGUCAACCCAACUGAUCAUCGUGAAGUAGAGAAUGCAGUGAAAGCAAUUUUAAAUCAAAAGAUUGAACCUUACAUGCCAUACGAGUUUACAUGUGAAGGCAUGCUUCAGAGGAUGAAUGCAUUUAUUGAGAAACAGGAUUUCUGUCAUGGACAAGUUAUGUGGCCACCACUUAGUGCUCUGCAGGUGAAGCUCUCCGAACCUGGGAAAUCAUGCAAACAAGUCUGCCAAGAAAACCAACUCAUCUGUGAGCCAUCUUUCUUCCAACACCUCAACAAGGACAAGGAUGUGCUAAAGUACGACGUGGUAUGCCACACCACAGAACUGGCCAGUGACAUCCUGGUGCCCUCAUAUGAUGACAAGAGAAAACAUUGUGUGUUUCAAGGUGAUCUUUUGCUGUUCAGCUGCGCAGGAGCCCACCCCAAGCACAAGAGGAUAUGCCCUUGCAGGGACUAUAUCAAGGGCCAAGUAGCUCUCUGUCAAGACUGCCUAUAGCAGCAGAAGUCCCAGGCCCCGACUGAUUCAACUGGGAAGGAGCAUAGCUGGGGUCAGGGAGGGACGACAGGAUAGUCUAAGGACUGACCUGGCUACCAGAACUCUUUGGUCUUUUAGUUUAGAUGUUGGUUUUGCUACAGGUGGAGUUAAAACAACAAAAUGGAGUUCUAAAUGACAACAAAACAGAGAGAAGACAGUGCAUUGGACUGACUUCCUCGUGGUCAGGAUUUUUAAAAAAAUCUUCAUGGAGCAACUGUGGUGAGACUCUUCUAAAACCAUCCAGCUGCUCGUGGGUAAAAAUAAAUGAAGUUCCAUGCUUCAUUUAAAAAAAAAAGUUAAGAUGAUCAUGAAGAAUCUUGUGUGGGAAAAAUUCCUAAAUCCAUUAACUUAUUUAUUUGUGGGAGGGUUAGGGAGGGUUAGGGAAGGAAGGGAAUGAAUAAUGCAUUUUUUCCCUUCUACCGUCCAUCUUCUACUUUCACUAAAUAGCCUUCCAGUAUAGUCUAGGAUGGCGGAGGAAGGGAAGGAAGUGCCCAGAUUUGAUGUACAGCUAUAGUCAGGAAAUUAGGUUGAGGGGAGCACUGAGGAGGUUCCCAAAGAGUAGCAAAUCACAGAACAGACACAAAUCUUCGCUGUUUAAAACCAAAUGGCACACCCCAAGGCAUCAGUCAGUUUACCUGGAUGUCUCCUCAGCAAAGGUGAGAGAGAUGGCUCAGGCAACUGAGAAAAGGAUCAGUUUUAUGAUUAGGGACAGCAAUGCUUGGGGAGUGCCCCAAGAACCUAGCGCCCAAACCCAUCCAUCCAGUGGUGCACUUUUGUAAGAGAAAAGAGCUCUCUUCCCCUUCUGCUCCAGUAAUCUCUAUAAAACAAGGAGUCAAUGUUGUAUCAAUAAUAUUCAUGUUAGCUUGCCAGUUUGCAGUACUUUCCCUUCCCCUAAAGGUUACAGCAUAGAGUGGGAGGUGAGAAGGAAAAUAGAAAAGAUGAAACAUCCACCCUAAGACUUAAUGACCUACUAGCCUUUGGCUUUGAGGGAAGUAGUUGAUGUGAAACCAUAUGCACAGGAGUGAUGUUAAGACACUGGGAAAGAAUCUGCUCCCUCCUCCCUAACCAGAACACAUUCUAAAGGUUUCGGGUUGGGUGAUGUUUUUUCCUUAGGGUAUAGUAUUACAGAGGGCAGGGAGGGAAAAGAGACAAAACAGGCUUCUUUGGCAGAAUAAAUGACUGUAAAUUAUUCCACCUGAAUCUUCACAUUUGGGGGUUCUCAAGUGGCAGCAUUUUCUUUUAAUUUUGUGAGUCAAGCAAAGGUCUUUGUGGAUGCUUGUCGAAAAGCCAAGAGGAAAGGGUCAACAACUAGAAUAGAGAUAACUUUGCCUGUAAGGACCCAGGAGUGCUUUACCUCCUUUAGCCGUCGGGUUCCUCUCACUCAAUAAUUCAGUGGGCUCAGCCCCCACUGUUGGCUGUUUUGAUUAGCUGAUCAGUUUCCUAAAAAGUCACUACUAUAUUUGAAUGGGGGUUGGGAAGGGAUGGUGGUCCUUUGUUCUCUCCUUAUGUGAAUUAACUUCUGGUCCCACAAAGUUCUGUGGAUUUCCAUAUGGCCAGCUGACAGGUUUGGGGGGACCAAAGUCAGGAAGGUUGCUGUUGACUUUGUGUCUCCUGAUAGGAAAAUGAUAGAAUUGAAAUGUAUUCUAUCAAAGGAAAACGGACCCUGAGAAUAUCUCUCAUAAGAUGUUCCUUCCCUGUCUCUCAUCCCCCACUGCGAUUCUAAGAAUUUGAAGCAAGCAAGUAGGAAGAAACAGAUGGGACUAUCCUUGCUGCUCAGAUUUGAGAAAUGCUCAGGUCACCCUGGGAGCACUUGGCUUCUAUACAGUUGAUGCCCGCAGCUGUGGUUUGUAGAAUUGGUAGAGACAAGAAAGGGAAGGAGCCCUUGCUAAUGAGCCUUUGUGUCUAGAAAGUUUGAUUUCUCUCUGCCUUUGUGACCCUAUUCCUUCUCCUCAGUUGUACCUAACGUAUGGCCUCAGCUCUGCAUGGGCUGCCAAAGACCCAGAGCUAGACUUUGAAUUGAUUUCUUCUCUGUCCCUGCUCCACAAACCCUAACCUCACCAGCCCUGGUCACUCAUGGGCAGUAAUGUUGCAGGUUUAGUCACAGGAGAGAGAUCCCUGUCAUAAGCCUUUAAUGCAAGAGUGUCUCAACUUAAUUUGUGACACUAGACUUUGCUUAGGAUGCUGCUUCUCUGGACCUCAUGCUGAGGGCUAUACCAAGUCCAAGAGGGAUCUUGUUUAAACCCCUGGCAGGUAGGGUAUGUAUGCAGGCACACCCCUGCUCCCUUUCCUAGUGACAUUUCAGGCACCCAUACCCUACAUUGGGAACGUGGAGAAGGGCAGCAUUGUACUAGCAACAUGCUGCCUGCACUUUCUGGAGAGUCAAAAGGAAGCCAGCUGUUUUCCUAUCCCCAUUGACAAGCUGACACUGACAUCUUGUGAGCGCUAAGUUCUAGAAGCCGGUGAGCCAGCACUGCUGCUCUGAGGCCAGCAGAGGGAGCCCCUGGCUUCUCAGCUCUUGCCAGCAAACAAAGGCUGGCUCUCUGUGCACUCUGCCAGUUCCCCCCAUGUUGGAGGAGAGAGCUAUUGGAAACCGACAAAGAGAGGCCUUCUCUCUGAAAGCAGAACCCAGCCUGCUUCCUUUGCCACUCCCCUUUCUGGGUUCAAGGAUGAAGCUGGUCACUAGGACAGAAUUGCAUCUUCCUCCAAUAUAGCCUGCCUGUCAGACAUCCAAGAGAAGCCACUGCUGCUUUGAAAAUUCUGAGAUUAAAUAGUUUAAGUUCCCUUUCUCCUCCCCCCCCCCUUUUUCCAUUAUUCCCAAUCACACACUGGAUAUAGGCCGAAGAGGAGAUUUCUUGGCUUUUCUUUUGGUUACCCUGCAGUGUGUUAUAAUGAAGAAUACUAGUCUUAGAAUCAGAAGAGUUCCAGGUUGGAGUCCCGGCUCCGACAUUUAUUGCUUUAUGACCUUGGGAAAAUCACUUAAACCUCUCUGUACAAUUGGCAUCACAAUACUUGAACUACCCACCUCACAGUGUUGUUGUGAGGACUAGCUUUGUGAACCUCACGGUAUCACAGCCAAUCCGGUGGUUGCCCAGGGCACAUUUCCCCAACCCCAGGGAUGAGAGUUGGACCUAUGCCUUCAUCAGGCCCAAGGUCAAAAGGCACAACUGGAAUCAGCUGAGUUUCAAGAGCAUUAAUAUCAAGUCAAUUGGCUAUUGAAACAGAUGGAUAACAACUUUCUAUUAUUUCCCUCCCCCUCCCAUCCUCCCUUUAUGGGAAGAGCAAAAGGACUAACAUGUCAUAAAUUAUAGGUCAAACCUUCAGGAGGGAGAUUCAGGUGGGCCCUGGUCACAUAGGCUCUCGUUGUUUUGGUCAGGGAGUUUUCAUAUCCCUGCCCCUAACUUUAGUGCCAAUUACAGGCCUGGAUGGAACCCUAAGCAAAUUUGUAGUCAUUGACAAUGUGUGUCAUUGGGGGAGGGGGGAGGGGGGGAUGCAAACCCCUAAGCAUAACCAAUGUUAUCCUAAGCUGUAAGCAUAGCUCUCCUAGACUUUCCUUUCUGUUCUUGUACCUUUUUGUUCCAAGUGAUUUCUGAUUUUUUUUUAUUGUGAUCCUAAGAUCUUAGAAAAUUUAAGAAAAAAAUUAACAUAAUUUAUUAAAGAUGGUUAACAGAAAAAGCUUACCUUUGAAAGGUAAAGUGGAGAAAUAGACACUGUUUUUAAAUGCCAAUAAAAACCUCAUUUAUUUCAUAUAUGCAACUUGAUUUGCACAUUUAUGAAGAGGCUUUCUGCAUUUUGACUUAGGUUUUUUGUUGCUGCUGCUGCCGCCCAUACCUUGUUCCUUUCUUGAACAUGGCCUCGUGCUUAGAAACGUCAGAUUCUGUUUCCUAGGCUAUAUUUAUUGUUUAAAUCAUGUGCCUUUUCAGUUUUCUUUGGGGUUAUAUGUUGGGAGCCAGGUGCUGUUUGAAGGAGUAUAACAGAACGCCAGUUCUGCUCCAUGAGUCUACCUUGUUCUCAGUGUAGAUGUGUGUAGUGUGUGUUCUUCAAAAUGCCCUUUCUGUCCCCACAAAUGAACAAAACAGGCAAAAAUAACAUGGGGAAAAUUGAUUCUCAUGAUUCCUUGCAAAGGUAUACUCUCUGUGGCCUCCCCUCAGUCAAACAUCCUCAUCAAGAGAGCACUGAGUGAGAAAGUAGAGUCUACAUCCAAUUCUCAGUCUCUUGGUGGGAGGGACACACAUGGGGUCCUCACCCAGCCCUACAGGGAAUCAAAGAAGGACCUUUAUAAAAUGGCUAUCAUGGCUGGAUUAGCAUUAAAAGAAGAGCCUCAACUCUACUAAGAUUUUCCAAGUUUGGCUCUAGGAUAUUAGCUUGUUGCCCACAUAAGAGGAAAGAGGAGAAUUACUUUUUUGGGGGGGGGGGCAUAUUUUUAAAGUAUUUGCAAAACCUAAGGAGAGACUGAUUCUUUUUUUUUUUUUUUGAAACUGGAAGUGGAGAUUUUGUCAACACUUCAAUGAGUCCCAGAUCAAGUUUAGGAGAGUAGUAAAGAGUUAAGGGUCUAACUGAAAAUGUUUACAAUUAUAUGCUCUUUAGAAAACACCAGUUCAAGUCAUUCUCCUGAGAACAGCUAUUUCCAAAGGCCUAGCUGGUUUUCCUCAACAUUUUACCCUCUCUUACAAUAUGAGGUUGUGUCUAAACCUGGGAGAGAAACUCUUUUGCUUUCCCCAUAAAUAAAGGGGUUUGUUUAAUGAAAAAUUCUCAAUUCUUAGAAAAGUGUUUAUUUUAUUAACGACAGGCUCCACUGUGUGUGUUUCUGUCCUAAGCCUGGAUUAUUUUAUUUAUUAAUUAAAAGCUUAUUUAAAUUCAUUUAACAACUUUCUUCAAGCCCCAUCCUUACCUGGCUGUAAAGCAUUUUCAUUGGAAGAGACAGGCAAAUGGGAAUAGAUUCACAUGUAAUUUAAGAAGAUCUCAACUUCCCAUGGCUGAAGUAAACUGUCUUUCAUUCUUGUUGGCACCAAGGGAAAUGGAAAACCAGGUUUUUAAUGGCCAAAAAGCCAUGGUCUCUGUGUGGUUCAUUCCAAAAGGCUAUAUAGGACCAACUGAUUCCUUAACAGUUCAGGCCCUUCCAUAAUAUUAAAUAUAGUAAAGGUAAAUGCACUCCAUAUAUGUUGAUCUCAAAGUGUCUAAAUGAAAAUACUAUUUUUGACUGACCUAGUAGGGAUUAUCCAUCUUGACUACCCUGAGUACUUCACCUUGUUAAUCUAAAUUCUAACUCAUGGGUUUCUAAUACUUUGUGACCUGAAACAGAUUGGUACACUUGAAAUAUGUAGCAUAUUAGCCCUAAAUGAAACAAGAAUUUAGGGAUGGGUCUCUCUUGCUAACAACUGGACCCUCGUUCAUAAGUAUCUUCAGAACCAUUCAUACAGAUUUUCUAUUUAAUCUUUAAAGUGUCCUCUGCCUUGUAGAAGUUGUAUGUUGAAUGAAAAGCACCUUUCCAAUCAAUGUUGAUUUAGUUUUCCCCUCUGAAUUUCAAAUAAAUGAGACUUUAUUAUAUUUCAGAUACUCAAUAUAGAGAUGAUCUCUUUCUCUCUGCUUUCUAGGGUACCCCACUGCCCCCUGCUGGAUGGGGGGAUCCAUAAAUACCCAGUGUGAGCAGUCAUAUUAUCACCAUAAUUGGGUUCUUAGUUGUUUGUCAUCUUGUGGUCUUUGCACCAAACUUAAAGAAACAAAGUUUUGUUUGUAGUUGAUCGAGUCCCAAGGAGAUGGAAUUCUGAAAGUUGCCCUCAAAGCUGAUAGGAACAUAAUGUUGGAUGUUACCUCUCCAAAGUAUAAUUCCCAAAGAGGUCAAGAACUGGACAAGGUUAUUAACAUUCUUUUUAAAUAAAAUCAGUUGUUACUGAAAUGACAGUUAAUGUGUAUCCUUCCUGGUUUCUAGACUUUUCCUUACCUGAUAAAUCUGCCUGCUAAUUCCCUUGAAGGACUGUCAUAGAUUUAAAAAGCUAUUUCUGUUCUAUGCCCCACCUCAUAUGAUUAUAAUUAAAAGAUAUAGGAACACCAACUAAUCCCUUGAUAGGAAAACCUGGACUGCAUCUUCAACUGAAUGGACAUUUUGGUACUUUUCUCCCAUUUUGUGGAUAUAAAAAAGGAAGAUGGAAUGAAAUGUAUUUUAUCGCCACCCACCUCCAUCCCAAUUACUUGAACUACUGCAGUCAGGGAAAUGGACCUCAACCCACUGGAUGGGGAGUUGUAGGCAAGUGAAUAAUCUAUAGGGACCAAAGUGGGAGCCACAUUUUUAGAAGGAUUUCAUUAAAUUGAUACUAAUAUUGCCAACUUUACCUUUGUAAAUGGUGCUUUUAGAGGAAUUGGGGGAGAGGAGAAAGAUACAGAAGCCAAAAAUGUUAUGAGCAGGGGCUUGUGACUGAGGCACAAUGUAGGGGCCUCAGGCUAAAGGGGGUCUAGCUAGGUGAAAUUCUGCCAUCCAUCUCCAUGUACCUCAGAAUCAAUUUAUAUCAGUCAUAGGUAGCAAACUACAGGAUGGCUGAAAUCCAUGAAAUCUGGGGGUUUGUUUUUGUUUUUAACCAGUCUGCCCAGUUAUUAAGAGCAAUGGGUUUGUGAAAGGUAAAUCUGAUGCCAAAGGAUGUAACAUCCCUUCUGCUAUCAUUUGAAUUCAUGACCUUGAUACUUUUAAGCUUAGUUUAAAUAUGCAGACUGGUGUGUUCCACUAUACUCUUCAAGCAGCUCACAGCUCACCAAAUACUGGUUACAACUAUUUCCUAUUGUUCAGUUCCUGAGGUUUCAUAGUCCGGGAUUCUAAAAAUAAGGUGUAAAUGUCUGAAUGUACCUUACUGGCAUAGAAAGCGAUGCUUGUUUUUCACUGUUGUAGAGAAAACUAGGGAGAACUUUAUUUUUCAAUAAACUUUUUUCUUGUGUGA